Didymodactylos carnosus is the source of this 639-nucleotide messenger RNA. The record is from the annotation of a GenBank genome assembly. NCBI's taxonomy places the organism in Eukaryota, Metazoa, Rotifera, Eurotatoria, Philodinida, Philodinidae.
AUGGCAUCGAUGCUUGAAUCUUUUCAAAUCGCCUUUGCUCUCAAUGUAACCAAGAAACUCGAUGCUGCUACAGAAAAACUGAUGAGAACCCCACGAUGCAGUUUGUCCGAUUAUCCGCCAGCAUUUACCGAUAGAAGGACUCUGUGGCCGGAGGAUCAAACGCUGACGUGGAAAUUGAACGGCAAUCGUUCGCCCUUUAUCAACACAAAAACUCGCAAAUACAUUCAACAAGCAUUUGAUGAUUGGGCCAGUCAUGCUGAAUUAAACUUUCGUGAAGCAACUGAAAAUGCAAAAGCUGAUUUUAAUUUGGCUUUUCUAUCUGGUGAUCACGGAGAUGGAUUUCCACUUGAGGGGCCUGGACUAACUCUAGCUCAUGCUUUCUAUCCGCGGGAUCCUGACUAUCGUGGAGAAGCUCAUUUUGAUCUAUCAGAGGAAUGGUCGGACAAGUAUGAUGAAGUAGGUAUAAAUUUUCGUCUUGUUGCGUCACAUGAAAUUGGACACAAUCUUGGACUUGGUCAUAACACUCACGAAUCCAGUGCACUUAUGAAUCCAUUUUAUCAACUAUUUGAACCAUCAGACAUGUUACCCCGACCAUUAAGCACAGUAUUUCUUCGCUUCACGUCCCAUCUUCAUACGUAA